AUGUCCAUGUUCCAGUCCAGGACCCUCUCUCUGGCCUUCCUGAUCACCAUGUGUGUGUACCUCGCCACUGUGUCUGCCAACUGUGAGUACUGAUUCACUGAUUGAUUGCUGUAGUGAAUGAUUGAAAACUACAACUGUAUUGUUUAUAUUCUAGAACUAUAUAUGAAUAUACAGUAUAUGCUAUAUACUAUAUUCACACACACAUUAAAAUGCAGAACAUUUUAUAACGCGUUUACAGUUACCAUUGAGUUCAUGUAAUCAAAAGCUUUUCGAUAGUCCUUCUACAACUCAGACACAUUUUGGACCCAGAGUGGUCCAUGAACCAUAGUUAUAUGUACUUUUUAAAUACGUUUGAACUGUUUAGUUUGACAUGUUUGCUGGUAACGUAACUGAUUGCAGUUUUUUUGUGCAUUUGGAAAGUAUUCAGACCCCUUGACUUUUUCCACAUUUUGUUACGUUAAAGCCUUAUUCUAAAAUGGAUAAAAUUAUUUUUUUCCCCUCAUCAAUCUGCACACAAUACCCCAUAAUGGCAAAGUGAAAACAGGCUUUUAGAAAUAUUUGCACAUUUAUUAGAAAGAAAAAACAGAAAUACCUUAUUUACAUAAGUAUUCAGACCCUUUGUUAUGUGACUCGAAAUUGAGCUCAGGUGCAUCCUGUGUCCAUUGAUCAUCCUUUAGAUGUUUCUACAACUUGAUUGGAGUCCACCUGAAGUAAAUUCAAAUGAUUGGACAUGAUUUGGAAAGGCACACACCUGUCUAUAUAAGGUCCCACAGUUGACAGUGCAUUUCAGAGCAAAAACCAAGCCAUGAGGUCGAAGGAAUUGUCCGUAGAGCUCCGACACAGGAUUGUGUCGAGGCACAGAUCUGGGGAAGGGUACCAAAAAAUGUCUGCAGCAUUGAAGGUCCCCAAGACCACGGUGGCCUCCAUCAUUCUUAAAAAUGGAAGAAGUUUGGAACCACCAAGACUCUUCCUAGAGCUGGCCGCCCGGCCAAACUGAGCAAUCGGGGGAGAAGGCCCUUGGUCAGGGAGGUGACCAAAAACCCAAUGGUCAUUCUGACAGAGCUACAGAGUUCCUCUGUGGAGAUGGGAGAACCUUCCAGAAAGACAACCAUCCCUGCAGCACUCCACCAAUCAGGCCUUUAUGGUAGAGUGGCCAGACGGAAGCCACUCCUCAGUAAAAGGCACAUGACUGCGACGCUCCACAUCCAACCUGAGAGCUUGACAGGAUCUGCAGAGAAGAAUGGGAGAAACUCCCCAAAUACAGGUGUGCCAAGCUUGUAGCGUCAUACCCAAGAAGACUCAAGCUGUAAUCGCUGCCAAAGGUGCUUCAACAAAUUAUUGAGUAAAGGGUCUGAAUACUUAUGUAUUUUUAAUACAUUUGCUAAAAUGUCUGAAAACCGUUUUUUGCUUUGUCAUUACGGAGUAUUGUGUGUAGAUUGAUGAGGGGGAAAAAAUAAAUAUUUAAUCCAUUUUAGAAUAAGGCUGUAACGUAACAAAAUGUGGAAAACGUCAAGGGGUCUGAAUACUUUCCGAAUGCACUGUAACUGAUUACAUGUAAUUAGUUGCUCCCCAACCCUGUGCAUGCACAAGCACAAGCACACAGACAUAGGUUGGUUGAUUUUGACAGCCCUCUGACACAUCUGAGGUGGGACAGGCCACAUGUCUUAAUAGUUUCCUGUCAGUCUCUCACCAUUUUUUUUGAUGGUUAGUUUAGAGAUCUUACAAUCUUUUAUUUCUGUUUUUUCUCUCUCUCUCUCACUUCCUUCCUCCUCCCUUACUCUCUCACUUCCUUCCUCCUCCUUUUCUCUCUCAGAUCGUCGGCCCAGUAAGGUGACCACAAAUUGCUGCACAAGUGUGUCUGACACUCCCAUAAAAUUUGACCUGCAAGGAUACCGCAUCCAAAACUCCAUGCCACCCUGUGUUAAUGCCAUUAUGUAAGUCUCGAACACACGAACACACACACACACACACACACACAUUAGUAGUAAUAAUCUCUGUGUUUUGUUUCAGCUUCUACACAGUGAAAGGCGAGAAGAUCUGCUCUGAUCCCAAAGCAGCCUGGGUCGACAAGAGAAAGAAAGGUAAAGAGGACACACACACACACACACACACACACACACACACAGAGUCUAAUCUCUAUGUCUCUCUCUAGGUUUAAAAGUGAUGAAAAAGUGA
Molecule: messenger RNA, 2175 nt
Organism: Coregonus sp. 'balchen'
Lineage: Eukaryota; Metazoa; Chordata; Actinopteri; Salmoniformes; Salmonidae
Source: the annotation of a GenBank genome assembly